This is a messenger RNA of Prunus armeniaca (apricot), 243 nucleotides long. Lineage: Eukaryota; Viridiplantae; Streptophyta; Magnoliopsida; Rosales; Rosaceae. The record is from the annotation of a GenBank genome assembly.
AUGAUAAGAGAUAUGCGAGUCUCUUCAUUCAUUUUGGUUGCUUUUGUUUUGCUAGCUACUAACUUGGUGCAGCAAUUCAGUCUACAGGCUAAUGCAGAUAUGAGGCUGCGGAAAGUAGAAAGAAGACACAUACUGCCAAGUCCACCACCUCCUCCCCAUCCAAAUAGGAUCACCCGUUAUUUUAGACCACGUGUUUCCGGUGGGGCUGUGGCCCCAAUUUCUCCUUCACCGGCUGCAACAUGA